Messenger RNA from Condylura cristata (star-nosed mole), 2093 nucleotides. It is a transcript of the gene GAL3ST4, whose product is annotated as galactose-3-O-sulfotransferase 4. Gene Ontology annotation, biological process: glycolipid biosynthetic process. Lineage: Eukaryota; Metazoa; Chordata; Mammalia; Eulipotyphla; Talpidae. The transcript is spliced from 4 exons. Gene Ontology annotation, molecular function: galactosylceramide sulfotransferase activity. Gene Ontology annotation, cellular component: membrane. The record is from RefSeq and is a predicted model, not a curated record. Bases 231 to 1685 code for a protein of 484 amino acids.
GCUGGGCGGUGGCUGCUUCUGGCUGGAGGGCCAGACCCGGAUUUACCUGCUGCUCCCCAGACGCUGACAGAGGCAAAAAUCUGCUAACUCUACCAGGGCUGCGAGCAGGUUUGGGGAAUGACCCCCCCGAUCUCCAAUCGGCACCUUCAGCAGCUGCACGGCUACCUCAAGCUGUCUCUGCCUCUGUUCCUGGCCCUGUCCCCUAUCAGAGCCACCCCUCCCAGUGCCACAUGGGCCCUUGGUCUCCUACCAGGACCUUUCGCCUCUGGGGACCUCGGAGCCUGGGAGUGGCUCUGGGAGUCUUCAUGACCAUUGGAUUUGCUCUCCAGCUCUGGGGAGGUCCCUUCCNCUCCAGGCUGCCAGGGCUGCAGCUCCUGCAACCCUGGGCCCCACCCCCAGGACCAGCUGUUCUGUCCUGCUCACCCCGAAAGCACCUUGUGUUCCUGAAGACUCAUAAAUCUGGAAGCAGCUCUGUGCUGAACUUGCUUCAUCGCUAUGGGGACCAGCACGGGCUGCGCUUCGCCCUUCCCACCCGCUACCAGUUUGGCUACCCCAGGUUCUUCCAAGCCUCUUGGGUGAAAGGCUACCAUCCUCAGGGGAGAGGCACACAGCCCCCUUUCCACAUCCUUUGUCAUCACAUGAGGUUCAACUUGAAAGAGGUACUUCAGGUUAUGCCUUCUGACAGCUUCUUCUUUUCCAUUGUCCGAGACCCAGCAGCUCUGGCCCACUCUGCCUUCUCCUACUAUAAAUCCACCUCAUCAGCCUUUCGCAAGGCACCAUCCUUGGCUGCCUUCCUGGCCAACCCUCGGGCCUUCUAUCGGCCAGGGGCCCGUGGAGAUCACUACGCACGCAACUUGCUGUGGUUUGACUUUGGCCUUCCCUUCCCCCCAGAGAUGAAGACAAAAAGAGGGAAUCUUCAUCCCCCAAGAGACCCCAGCUCCUCAAAGCUGCAUGUCUUGUCUCCUGGCACUGGCUCCCAAGUUCACACCCCGGAUUCCAAUGCUCUCUUCCAUCCUUCUCCCACUAUUGCUGAUGGUCACAGCCAGAUGUCCAGCCCUGCCACUCUGGGGUCUUCCUCCUUCAUCCAGUGGAGUCUGGCCUGGCUGGACUCUGUAUUUGACCUGGUCUUGGUAGCCGAGUAUUUUGAUGAAUCAUUGGUUCUGCUGGCAGAUGCCCUGUGCUGGGGUCUAGAUGAUGUGGUGGGCUUCAUGCACAAUGCCCAGGCUGGAGAUAAGCAGGACGUUGGCACUGUCAGGGAUGGUGGACUGGCUACUGAAGAGAGGCAGCUGACUGCACGAGCCCGAGCCUGGAACAACCUGGACUGGGCUCUCUAUGUUCAUUUCAACCACAGUCUGUGGGCACGGAUAAAGCAAUAUGGCCAAAGUCGACUAGAGAGCGCUGUGGCAGAGCUGCGAGCACGAAGGGAGGCCCUGGCUAAACAUUGUCUGGUGGGGGGUGAGGCACUGGACCCUAAAUACAUCACUGACCGAAGGUUUCGCCCUUUCCAGUUUGGGUCAGGGAAGGUUUUGGGCUAUGUACUUCAGAGUGGACUGAGCCUCCAAGACCGGGAGGAGUGUGAACGCCUGGCUACCCCUGAAUUGCAGUACAAAGACAAGCUAGAUGCCAAGCAGUUCCCCCCAACAGUUUCUGUGCCCCUCAAGACUGUAAGAAUACUCUCCCCGUAGGUCUCACAUUAAGCCUGAGGUUGAAGAACAGUUAACUAGGAGGUUAAGUGCGAUGAGCACAGAAGUCAGAUGCCUUUCUGCUUCCCUCAGAGAGAACUGUCUGCACCUUAGAUGACAGAUGUACUUUGCAUGGCUGUAGGCACAAAUUCUCCAGCCUCAGCUAGAGUCCUAGUUUCAGCUACUAGCAGUGCCGCCUCCCCCCACCCAUUUUGCCCAUUCCCUAGUCCAGCCUCAGGGCACGCCUGUGCAGUGAACCCAACACCUCCUGGAGGAGCAAACCCUGGGUAAGCCAGUGAAAGUCUGGGGCGCAGAGGACUGGAACGAAGCAGCCAUUCCUUUGAAAUAUUUGUUACUGGGCUGUGCUCAUUUCACUACGAAAAUGUUUGUUGAAUGAAAGAAUAAAUAAUU